AUGGAACCAGAAAUCUUCGAUCCGGACGGCGAUCUGAUUUUAACCUGCACAGGCGUCCCGCUCCUCGUCUCUUCAAAAGCCAUCUCCCUCGCCUCGUCCGUCCUGCGCACCACACUGAUGGAGCAAGAAGCCGAAACACGAAUCGUCAAGCAAGAACACCCCCAGACCCCCACCGUCGUCCUCGCGCACAACUGCCUCGAAUCCUUUCACGCAUUCUGCGAUGUCGUGCACCACAAAACCGAGUCUCUCCCGCAGAAUCCUGACACUGACUACCUGUACCGCCUGGCCGUGUUUACUGGGGACUAUUGCUGUCGCGCCGCGAUGAAAGACCGUGGACAGAUAUGGCUGAUGACGUUGCGGCUGAUCGACCGGUCUGAAGAAGAUCUUUGGAAGUUAUUGCAGUUCGCGUAUAUCCUCAAACUCCGGAAGAACUGCUUUGAUAUCAGUCGCAGACUUGUGGCUACGCGAUUGAAUCGAUUUCGGGUUUGGAGCUUUGCCCUUGAAACUGAUCGCUUGAUGCCAGACACUAUUCUAGACAACCUCGACGAGAAGCGAGAAUCAGUCGGAAGGUCUGUCCAAUGCGCCAUCAUGGAUCUCGUGGUCAAGCUCGGCCUGUAUGACUGCAAACAGUCCAAGGAUUUCCUUUUCGAGUACCUCCGCUCCUUGAACGAAGUGGGAAUCCUACCGGGUUCAUCACAAUUCGCCGAAAAGAACUACCUGCAGAUAUACGCGGCAGCAAAGAACCUAGCCCGCGCCGUUUACGCCAAUCACGAGGGGUGUGCGUGCUCAAAGUAUGCGGGAUAUAAGCAGAGGGUGGAGCUGAUGAGUCUGCUGGAUAAGUGCUAUGAGACUAUGGGGCUGUGUUUGGAGUGUGUCGAGGGUGUGCAUUAUGAGGGUCAUCCUAAUACGGAUUGA
Messenger RNA from Aspergillus calidoustus, 915 nucleotides. Lineage: Eukaryota; Fungi; Ascomycota; Eurotiomycetes; Eurotiales; Aspergillaceae. The record is from the annotation of a GenBank genome assembly.